GGUGUCGCAUCCAGCGGGACUCCUCUGUUCCGGAGAGAAUGACAGAGCUGCGGAGCCUCAACGCUACGUCCCCCUGGAACUGGUCUGCGGAGGAGAACCGGUUCCGUGACCUGGAUGAGCUGGACGUGCCGCCAGAAGGCUCUGUGAACGUGCGGAUCUUGGUCUGCGCCGUGUACGCGCUGGUAUGCGUCACCGGGCUGGCUGGGAACCUGCUGGUGUUCGUCCUGAUGACCACGCGCAUGAGCAGGAGAAAGCCUUCGAGCGUGAACCUGCUGGUCUUCAACCUGGCGGUCACAGACUUCCAGUUCGUGCUGACUCUGCCGUUCUGGGCGGCGGAGACGGCGCUGGACUUCAGCUGGCCGUUCGGGGACGCCAUGUGUAAGAUCGUGCUGUCCGUGACCGUGGUCAACAUGUACGCCAGCGUCUUCUUCCUCACAGCCAUGGGCGUCACUCGGUACCUGGCGGUGACCUCCGCGCUCCAGAGGGGCCCCCGGCGGUGGGGCUGCGCGGUGCGCUGGGUCGUCGCCGCGCUCUGGGUGUGCGCCCUGCUGGCGGCUCUGCCCACCGUCAUCUUCUCCGCCGUGAGGACCGUCUCCGGGGAGCGGCUGUGCCUCCUCAGCUUCCCGGCGGGUCCGUCGUGGUUGGCGCUGCACCACCUUCAGAAGGUCCUGGUGGCUUUUCUGAUCCCCAUGCUGGUCCUGACGGUGUGCUACCUGCUGCUGCUGCGCUCUCUGCGCCUCCGCAGCAGGCAGCGCCGGCGCAGCUCCACGGUCACGCGCUCAGUCACCAUCGUGGUCCUCUCGUUCUUCGUCUGCUGGAUGCCGAACCAGGCCAUAACUUUCUGGGGGGUUCUGGAGAAACUCCACUGGGUCCGGCUGGAUAAGAACUAUUACUUCGUGCACACGUACGUACACCCGCUGAGCGUGUGCCUCGCGUACACCAACAGCUGCCUGAACCCGCUGCUGUACUGCCUGCUGCGUCCGGACUUCCGGGAGAAGAUGCGGGAACUGUUCUGGAGGCGUCUGAGCCCAGCGCCCGGGACGGGUGGAGCGGAGGUGGGGGGGCGGGCUGCAGUCCCGCUGGACAACGAGAACUCGCAGCUCUCAGGUUCAACCGCGCGCAGCCACGCGGACGCGCCCCAGAGGCUGAGUCGGCUUUGAGCGCACAGACGCAUGGACGCGCCCUAGAACGUGAGCUGCCCCAGAGCGCACUGACACGUGGACGCGCACCAAAAGCUGGGACGACUCUGAGCGCACAGACACAUGGACGCGCACCAAGAGUUGGGAUGACUCUGAGCUCACACACACAUGGAAGCGCACCAACACCUGAACCGGCUCUGAGCGCACAGACACAUGGACGCGCCCUAGAGACUGUGCUGCUUUUGAGCGCACAAACACAUGGACGCGCCCCAAAAGCAGAGCUGGCCCUGUGCGCUGGGGCGCCGGAAGAGGGGUG
Messenger RNA from Oryzias melastigma (Indian medaka), 1455 nucleotides. It is a transcript of the gene rxfp3.3b, whose product is annotated as relaxin family peptide receptor 3.3b. The record is from RefSeq and is a predicted model, not a curated record. NCBI's taxonomy places the organism in Eukaryota, Metazoa, Chordata, Actinopteri, Beloniformes, Adrianichthyidae. Gene Ontology annotation, molecular function: G protein-coupled receptor activity. Gene Ontology annotation, cellular component: membrane. The transcript has a single exon. Bases 39 to 1160 code for a protein of 373 amino acids. Gene Ontology annotation, biological process: G protein-coupled receptor signaling pathway; immune response.